AUCACUCACAUACACACACUGGCCGGGUCCUCUCACAACAGCCGCGCCCCUCACACCGUCUCUCACUUCUACCUAGACAAAGUUCUCCCUUACUACGACGAGGAAUUAACCCUUAAUCUCCUACUUGUCUUAAGGAUAAUGUGAUAACUUUAAUGCGACUGAAAACAUUAAUGUGGUUAAAGCUAUUGAUGGCGGUGGUUGUGGUGGGUGGGAGUGUCGAGGUGCUGAAGUUGUGUUAUGGACAGAAGGAACGACAGAACGACACUUUACUGGAUCUGUAGUGAUGUGAUAUGUGACGGUACGUGACGGAACAACGGUACGAAUUUAUGAGUGACGGAACAACAGUACGGGUUUUAUGAGUGACGGAACAACUGUACGGAUUUAUGAGUGACGGAACAACGGUACAUCUCUAUAUAAGUGACAUACUACGGUGCAGCUUUGUAAAUAAUGAGUGCCACUGUAAACACCAAAAUAAGUGACGGGUACCACUGUAAACACCAUAAUAAGUGACGGGUACCACUGUAAACACCAUAAUAAGUGACGGGUACCACUGUAAACACCAUAAUAAGUGACGGGUACCACUGUAAACACCAUAAUAAGUGACGGGUACCACUGUAAACACCAUAAUAAGUGACGGGUACCACUGUAAACACCAUAAUAAGUGACGGGUACCACUGUAAACACCCUAAUAAGUGACGGGUACCACUGUAAACCCCCUAAUAAGUGACGGGUACCACUGUAAACACCAUAAUAAGUGACGGGUACCACUGUAAACCCCCUAAUAAGUGACGGGUACCACUGUAAACCCCCUAAUAAGUGACGGGUACCACUGUAAACAACAAAAGUGACCCUAUUUCUGCCAUGUUUACAACUCACACAGGAGUGUUUGUGUGUGACGUCAGACCAACACCUUCCCUCCGGCAUGUGUGAUUGUCGCCUCUAAGACCAAGACAGAUGCCAGCCAAGAUGGGUGAAGAGUGGGAUUUGGACUCCAUCAAGGAGGAGGAGUGGGAGGAGAGGGCAGUGUACCUGGUGCCAGAUACACCCACGGAGGAAAGUUGUCCUAACCAUGCUACACUCUCCCUGCCUCGCAACCUUGUACUCAAAGCUUCCCAGACUAUAUCCGAUGUAAUGGGCAUAUGGAGUACAGAUUAUAUCCCCAGGGGCACACGCUUCGGUCCUCUGGUGGGCAAGUGUUAUGCCAAGGAUCAGGUGCCCAAGACAGCAAACAGAAAAUACUUCUGGAGGGUGGAUCUUGGCGUGGGCAAACGUUUAGAGGUAUACCGCGGGGAUGAGCUGUACUACUAUAUUGAUGGUUACGACACUACUAAGGCCAACUGGAUGCGCUAUGUGAACCCUGCCUACAGUUCAGAGGCUCAGAACCUCAUCGCUUGUCAGUAUAAGUCAAACAUCUACUUCUACACCAUCAAGCCCAUCCUACCCAACCAGGAGCUGCUAGUAUGGUACUGCAGGGAGUUCGCUACAAGACUUAACUACCCGCUAACUGGAGAACAAAUGUUACUCAAAAUACGCCAACAAGUGGGUGACUCAGAUGUGAAGGAGGAACCAGAGGCUGUCCCGUCCAAGAGCUCGACGACUCCCCCUGCAGCCUCCACGACUACUGGUUCGCUUCCUGUCGCCUCACCCACCCAGUUCGAGACGAGGAACGGCCAGUUGACUCCUACAGAAGGGUCAGUGAGGUCAGAUGAAGGCUAUGACAGCAACGGUUACCAUCAUGACUUUAAUAUGCCCGAGGAUUCUUCUGAUUCUGAGGGAGAUAAUAAUUACGUUCUCGACUUUAGUAAGAAGAAGAGAAAGGAAUUCCCAACAGAGGAAGAGGAAGUUGAGCUUCGUAAUGAAUACCGGAAAGUGAAGAUCAAGAUGUCCCGCGCUUAUCACUACCGCUCCAAGUCCACAGGUUCUGACACCUCGGAGAAGGAAAAGUCAGUCUCGCCCCCGCUGGAACGUCAACAGGCGGCCGCUGAGCCCCCAAUGACGCCUUUGCCUGAGACCCUCCCACAGCCCCUCCUUCAACAGCACCCACAGCAGCCCCUCCCACAGGCAGCUCCCCGGCCCUCCCCGACCCCCGCCCAUCCUGCUAAGCGAAAAGGUCCAGAGUCGUCGCCCAGUCGUCGGUCUCCGCCAUACUUGCCACCAACACACUACACCACCUUCAGCGAGCAGACGCCCCGGGUGGACUCUGUUAUGGAGAAGGAGCAGCGGCCAGAGAGUACACAGAACCAAACGGCUCGGAGGUACCCCUUGCCAGACCAGCCCCUACACCCAGCCCAUGAGGUACCCCGCCCCACGGAGGUGUCCCGCCCCGUAGACAUGCCUCGUCCUACAGAUAUGCCUCGUCCUGAUACCCGCAAUGCCCCAGUGUUCCCGGACUCGCGUAUGCCGGUCCUGCCAGACACUGCCCUGCCCGGCAUCACCAUAACAAAGCAACAUGUAUCUCCAGACACACGGCAGCCACCCAUGCCGGACACACGCAUGGGUCUGCCACCUGUGGUCCGUCUCCCACUGCCUCAUGACUCUCGUCUUGCCCAGGGGCGCCUCCCUCUUCCACCAAUGACAAGACUGCCAGGCCUGCCACCCAAUGUCACCACCAUGCCCCCACGCCUCCCUGUCAUGCCACCUCAGGACCCCCGCAUCACCGUCGCCCCUGAUCCACGCCUGCCCAUGCCACCUGACACAAGACACUCUGUACAGCCUGACACACGACACCCUGGGCCACAAGACACUCGACACCCUCUCUCAGCCGACACGAGACUCUCCGUGCCACCAGACACUCAGAUGGUGUCUCCCCGCCCGUCUGGCUCUAUCUUAGAAAAUAUUCUGUUAAGACGACUGGGCGGGAAGGAUGAGGCGGACACCACUCAGUCAGCCGUCACCUCACACAGAGACCUGAAGGAGCCCGUCCACAUCGCCGUGCCCAGCGACGCCCAUUACAAGCCUGACAGUGCCACCAGUAGUUCAGGGCCUUCUCAGGACUUCUCUUACAAACGCAGUUAUUGUAAUUCAGAUUCAAGUCAACAGAUAUCGCCUGACUCCUCCUCGACGCACCAAAAGCCUGGGUCAGCGUGUUACACCUCCUCACACCCGCAGCCCCAAGUGUCCUACGCCAUCCAGCCACCUGUCAGUAACUCCUCUUACCGCACACCUGUCACCCAGAUGUUCUCCUCGCCCCACUUCAACAUGUACUCCUACAGCGGCUACAACGGCACGAACACUAAUGGGUUCCCUCCCGUGAGUCAAGGUUCCAUGCCGAUGGACCACCGCCUGACCAUCUCCAUCCCCACCACGGCGUCAGGACACUCUCCUCCCUCCAGCAACUCCUCUCACUCCUCUCAAGGGUCACCAUCCUCCCAGGGCUCCACCUCCCCCACCAAUGGUAACCGGGGCUACCGCUCCCUCCCUUACCCUCUACAGAAGAAGGACGGUAAGAUGCACUAUGAGUGUAAUGUAUGCUUCAAGACGUUCGGUCAGUUGUCUAACUUGAAGGUGCACCUCAGAACCCAUUCUGGAGAGCGACCUUUCAAGUGUAACGUUUGCAUCAAGAGCUUCACCCAGCUGGCGCACCUACAGAAGCACCACCUCGUCCACACAGGCGAGAAGCCCCACCAAUGUGACAUCUGUAAAAAGAGAUUUAGUUCCACCUCAAACUUGAAGACUCAUAUGAGGUUACACUCCGGCCAGAAGCCUUACGCCUGCGACCUGUGUCCUGCCAAAUUCACACAGUUUGUCCACCUCAAGUUGCACAAGAGACUGCACACCAACGAACGACCCUUCACGUGUAAGACUUGCAACAAGAAGUACAUCAGUGCCUCUGGACUCAGGACACACUGGAAGACCACCAGCUGUAAGCCCUCCACCCCCGAGGAGGAGCUGGCAGUAGAGCGUUCACCCACGGGGUCCUCAGGCGGCUACGACUACUGUCCCUCAAUCGCUUCAGGGAGCAGCCUAGAUACAGUGGACACCUGCAGUAUGGAUGGUCUGCAAACGUCCCCGAGACACGACCUCCAUGACAGCGGUGACUACGACCCGAAGAGCCCCUCCUACAUGAUACCGGAGGAGCUCAUCAAACAGUCCCAGGAGGAAUUCAAGUCCUAUAACCAAGAUAUUAAGUGUGAGUCAGAUAACAGACCUUCGGUGAUUGAGUCCUCAGCCCAACACGCCAUUGAGUGCACCUAAAACUCUGUGAUAACAAAGUGAACAGGUUUAUUAUUGUUUGUGUGUGACCUCUCGCUUUGAUGUCAAAACGAGUGGGGUGAAAUCUCAUGGAAAACACUCAAUUUCAUUUGUUUAUUCCUUGAUAUGGAAAACACUUGGCAAUAUUUGCUUUAUAUACGUGUGUGUUUGUGUGUGCGUAUAGCGGAAGAUCUUGUCGCUUAUCUGAACUCUGAGAACAGGAUAGAAAUGUAUUGUAUUGGUGUCACCUGGACGUCCUUCUAAAGCAUUUUGUGAGGACGAGAAGUGGCCAUAUAAGGUCUUGUGAGGACGAGAGAUGGCCAUAUAAGGUCUUGUGAGGAUGAGAAGUGGCCAUAUAAGGUCUUGUGAGGACGAGAGAUGGCCAUAUAAGGUCUUGUGAGGACGAGAGAUGGCCAUAUAAGGUCUUGUGAGGACGAGAAGUGGCCAUAUAAGGUCUUGUGAGGACGAGAGAUGGCCAUAUAAGGUCUUGGCCAUACCAGGUGUCGUUGGACCAGCCAGUGCAACACAUCGUGGACAUGGCAGACUCUUCUACACGCUAAACGACGAGACUGGAUUCCAUUAAUUUUUUCACUGGCUUCUAUCAAAACUUCAAAACAAAAACAUAUGAAUCAAACAUAUCUCAACUUCAAUUCCAAUAUCGGCAUUAUUUUGUUUUUAAUUAAUUAGUUGAUCUUCCGUGGCAUUCAUUAUUAUUAUCAUCAUCAGUAAAGACUGUUUUGAUCACGGCUGGGGGGUCACAGCUGGGGUCAAGGAUUGGGGGUCAUCAUACCACCACUCAAGGACAUAUCAUUAAUAUCUUAGUAAGGAGCUAUGUCAGGGGUCUUGUUAAUGACUGUAAACUAUCAUCCACCACCACACUCAUCCACCACCACACUCAUCCACCACCACACUCAUCCACCACCACACUCAUCCACCACCACACUCAUCCACCACCACACUCAUCCACCACCACACUCAUCCACCACCACACUCAUCCACCACCACACUCAUCCACCACCACACUUAUCCACCACUAUCCACUAUAAUGACUGUAACACUAGAAUGACUAUAAUACCAUAAUGACUGACACUAUAAUUACUGAAACUAUAAUGACAGUAACACUAUAAUGACUGUAACACCAUAAUGACUAUGACACUACUGUAUAAUGACAGUAACACUAAUGACUGUGACUCUAUAAUGACUGAAACACUAUAAUGACUGUGACACUAUAAUGACUAUCACUAUAAUGACUGUGACACUAUAAUGACUAUCACUAUAAUGAC
Molecule: messenger RNA, 5474 nt
Organism: Homarus americanus (American lobster)
Lineage: Eukaryota; Metazoa; Arthropoda; Malacostraca; Decapoda; Nephropidae
Exons: 11
Coding region: 955-4194 (1079 amino acids)
Biological process (GO): cell fate commitment; regulation of transcription by RNA polymerase II
Cellular component (GO): cytoplasm; nucleus
Molecular function (GO): RNA polymerase II cis-regulatory region sequence-specific DNA binding; histone deacetylase binding; DNA-binding transcription repressor activity, RNA polymerase II-specific
Source: RefSeq, a predicted model, not a curated record